Tympanuchus pallidicinctus (lesser prairie-chicken) is the source of this 10757-nucleotide messenger RNA. RefSeq names its product argonaute RISC catalytic component 2 (gene AGO2). Gene Ontology annotation, biological process: regulatory ncRNA-mediated gene silencing; regulation of DNA-templated transcription. Gene Ontology annotation, molecular function: endoribonuclease activity, cleaving siRNA-paired mRNA; RNA binding; protein binding. NCBI's taxonomy places the organism in Eukaryota, Metazoa, Chordata, Aves, Galliformes, Phasianidae. The transcript is spliced from 19 exons. Gene Ontology annotation, cellular component: RISC complex. The record is from RefSeq and is a predicted model, not a curated record. The coding region runs from base 133 to 2727 and encodes 864 amino acids.
CCCCCUGCUCCCAACAGCGUAACCGCCGCUCGGGCUUCUCUCCCUCCCUUUCCCUCCCUUUCCCUCCCCUUCGGCCGCCGCCGCCGUAGGGACCUGAAGAGAGGCGCCGCCUCCGCCGCCGCGCACGGAGCCAUGUACCCGGGAGCCAGCACCGCCGGACCCGUGCUUGCACCUCCUCCACCGUUGCCACCACCAGUACAGGGAUAUGCCUUCAAACCUCCUCCUCGCCCAGAUUUUGGGACUUCUGGGAGAACAAUCAAACUGCAGGCCAACUUCUUUGAAAUGGACAUUCCUAAAAUAGAUAUCUACCAUUAUGAGUUGGAUAUAAAGCCAGAAAAAUGUCCAAGAAGAGUUAACAGAGAAAUAGUGGAGCAUAUGGUUCAGCACUUUAAAACACAGAUUUUUGGGGAUCGCAAGCCAGUGUUUGAUGGAAGAAAAAACCUUUAUACAGCUAUGCCACUUCCCAUUGGAAGAGAUAAACAGGUGGAGUUGGAGGUCACGUUGCCAGGGGAAGGGAAGGACAGAAUAUUUAAGGUGGCCAUAAAGUGGAUGUCCUGUGUGAGUUUGCAGGCAUUGCAUGAUGCUCUUUCUGGCCGGCUGCCGAGCGUCCCGUUUGAAACCAUCCAGGCACUGGAUGUCGUGAUGAGGCACUUGCCUUCCAUGAGAUAUACUCCAGUGGGGAGAUCUUUUUUUACAGCAUCAGAAGGGUGCUCAAAUCCAUUAGGUGGUGGCAGAGAGGUUUGGUUUGGAUUCCAUCAAUCAGUCAGACCUUCCUUAUGGAAAAUGAUGUUAAACAUUGAUGUAUCGGCAACUGCAUUUUACAAAGCACAGCCAGUUAUUGAGUUUGUAUGUGAAGUUUUGGAUUUCAAAAGCAUUGAAGAACAACAAAAACCUCUGACAGAUUCCCAAAGGGUAAAGUUUACCAAAGAAAUAAAAGGUCUAAAGGUGGAGAUAACACACUGUGGACAAAUGAAAAGAAAGUACAGAGUGUGCAAUGUCACCAGACGACCAGCAAGUCACCAAACAUUCCCACUUCAGCAGGAGAAUGGACAAACAGUUGAAUGCACUGUAGCUCAGUAUUUUAAGGACAGGCACAAAUUAGUUUUACGCUAUCCUCACCUUCCAUGUUUACAAGUUGGGCAGGAGCAGAAGCACACGUACCUUCCUCUUGAGGUGUGCAACAUAGUGGCAGGACAAAGAUGCAUCAAAAAACUCACUGACAAUCAAACUUCCACUAUGAUUCGAGCAACUGCCAGAUCAGCACCUGACCGUCAGGAAGAGAUCAGCAAAUUGAUGCGGAGCGCGAGUUUUAACACCGACCCUUACGUUCGUGAAUUUGGGAUAAUGGUGAAGGACGAAAUGACAGAUGUGACUGGUAGAGUCCUCCAGCCUCCCUCAAUCCUCUAUGGAGGCAGGAAUAAAGCAAUUGCUACACCAGUUCAAGGAGUUUGGGACAUGAGAAAUAAACAGUUUCACACUGGAAUUGAAAUAAAGGUUUGGGCAAUUGCAUGCUUUGCUCCCCAGCGCCAAUGCACUGAGGUGCAUCUUAAGACUUUCACAGAGCAACUGAGGAAGAUUUCCAGAGAUGCAGGAAUGCCAAUCCAAGGGCAGCCAUGCUUUUGUAAAUAUGCCCAGGGAGCUGACAGCGUGGAGCCCAUGUUCAGGCAUCUCAAGAACACCUACACCGGUCUGCAGCUCGUUGUAGUAAUUUUACCAGGAAAAACACCAGUCUAUGCGGAGGUGAAGCGUGUUGGUGACACAGUGCUGGGAAUGGCUACGCAGUGUGUUCAGAUGAAGAAUGUGCAGAGAACAACACCUCAGACUCUGUCUAACCUCUGCUUAAAAAUAAACGUCAAGUUAGGAGGUGUAAAUAAUAUUUUACUGCCACAGGGGAGACCACCAGUAUUCCAACAGCCUGUCAUAUUCCUUGGUGCAGAUGUAACCCAUCCUCCAGCUGGAGAUGGAAAAAAGCCCUCCAUUGCUGCAGUUGUAGGAAGCAUGGAUGCUCAUCCCAAUCGCUACUGUGCCACUGUUCGGGUCCAGCAGCACCGCCAAGAAAUCAUCCAAGAUUUGGCUGCCAUGGUCAGGGAGCUGCUGAUUCAGUUCUACAAAUCAACCAGAUUCAAACCGACUCGUAUCAUUUUCUACAGAGAUGGAGUUUCUGAGGGGCAGUUUCAGCAGGUUCUCCAUCAUGAAUUGCUGGCUAUCAGAGAAGCAUGUAUUAAACUAGAGAAGGAUUACCAGCCUGGAAUUACAUUUAUAGUUGUGCAGAAAAGACAUCACACCAGACUCUUCUGUACAGAUAAAAAUGAGCGGGUUGGAAAAAGCGGGAACAUUCCAGCUGGUACCACAGUGGACACAAAAAUCACCCAUCCAUCGGAGUUUGACUUCUACCUGUGUAGCCACGCUGGUAUUCAGGGAACAAGCAGACCUUCACAUUACCACGUCCUCUGGGAUGACAAUCGUUUCUCUUCAGAUGAGCUGCAGAUUCUUACCUACCAGCUGUGUCAUACGUACGUACGCUGUACUCGUUCAGUUUCCAUCCCUGCACCAGCAUAUUACGCACACCUGGUUGCCUUCAGAGCCAGGUAUCAUCUGGUGGAUAAAGAACAUGACAGUGCUGAAGGCAGCCACACUUCGGGUCAGAGUAAUGGCAGAGAUCAUCAAGCACUUGCAAAAGCAGUUCAGGUUCACCAGGACACGUUGCGCACGAUGUACUUUGCUUGACAUGUUUCAAUGUUCAGCGACUCAGUACAGCACUGAGUUGGAUUCACGUGAGACCAGCUGCACUUAGACCAACAGUUGCCCAAGCUCCAGUGACAGCCAGCAAUGAGUGAUGUAUCUUCAUUUUCAUUUUUCCCCCCUUUUUGCAAGAAAGCCUUCCGUCCAGAAUUUCAGACUUGGUUAUGAACUGCAUUCUUCUACAAAGCCCCACGAUUGUUGGAAAUGUGGUUUGCCAAAAUCUCUUAAGCUGCCUGUUAUAAAACAGACCCAUAUUUUAUAAUUAAAUCAAGAGCUGUGAUCUCAGGGCUUAGGGGAAAAAAACAAAACACAAAACUCUUCAUUGUUUGCUAUUCAUUUAAUUGCUUUUAAUAAUUUGGAGAGAUCUAAUUUGUACUAAAGUUAAUGGGCUAAAAUGCUGUGAAUUAGCUUUUAAUACGAAGGAAAGCAGAGCAUUUUUUGACUAUUCAUGAAGCCUUGGUUUCAUUCUAGAUGCAUUUCCAAAAGUUUUAUUUUCAAAAGAAAAGAAUGACAAAAUCCUGCUUUCCAGCUGUCUUACAAAGAUUUUUUCUCUGCGUGUCUAAGGGCAAAUGUAUUUUCUGAAGCUUGUUCUUGAAUGUUUUUUAUUGUGCUGCAUUUAAAAAUGUUUUUCAUAGACUAAAGAAGAAUUUUAAAGCAGAAUGAACGAACUUGUACCUGAACUUUUAAUAGGCGCAGUCAGAUUGGCAGAAGAAGAGGUGCCAUUUUUAAGAAAAGCAAAAGAAUUUAAGGUUGUUGUUUUUUUGUUUUUUUUAAAUCAUACUGACAGCUAACUUUAGAAUUUGUCAUACAGGACUGUGACACUCUCCAAAGUCUCUAAGGAAUACGGGUCUGUGGUGAUAAAUACAGUACAAUCCUCUUUCACUGUUAUGUUUGAAUUAAUGUAAAUUUUAUAUGUGUUUCACAGUAUUAAUGUGAUAGACUAGAUGCUAUUAUUUAUUUUUAUUUACUAAGGAGUGCUCAUUAUACUUCUGUUAACAUAUCAAGAAUGCUUUGGAUUUAGAAAUUAAAACCUUAUCGUGAGGACAUUACUAUUCAAAAGCAAAAAUAUGCAAUUGACUUUGAUGCGAGAGUUGAGAGCUGCGUACAGAGGACGCUGUGUAGCAGUCUGUGGAGAAGGGCUUUUCAAAGCGUACCCACAGCGUGGCAGGUUUUACCUGUGCAGUCAAAGACGCACACGAGACCAACGUUCUGCAUCCAUCCAAGCACAAGCAAUUGUAUUUUAUUUAUGUGUUGAUUAUUGGGGAAGCUGGAGCUCUAAGAGGGGGAGGUGGUUUGAUGUUUGUCGCGUGGACAGAAGUCAGAGAAUCUAUGCAGUAAAGGUGAAUCUUAGGAAACUGAAGUUUACUUAGGAAGGGAGGUGAAACCUUCGUUAUGCAUAAGAGUAAACGUGAGAGUUUGGCCAUUCUCCUAGGAGAAGCAUUAAGUAACUGGUAGUUAUUAGACAAACACUUCUGUUAGUUUGCACACUGGGUUCAUUAAAAACCAUAGUACAUAUGAAAACCAUUGCACUAAUGAUGAUGCCACAAGCAGGUGUAGAAGAAAAAGGAAAAAGCCCAUGAAAUGUGUUUAUGCCGACUUGUUUUUGUCUAUUUUCGUAGGAAAACUUAAAAUCCACCCUGUCAACGUGUAUUUUAAAGAUGUUCUCUUCCAUUUUGCUUUGUCUUUUCCCUUUUCUCUUAGCGGAUGCUCAGUCACUGUUCUGAGUCCAUAUACCUCUAGCUGCUGAGCUGGGCCAGGAGCUUUAAGCAAGGCAGAGGUGUGUGCCAUGCAGCAGGGAGCCCGUAGCUGGCUGCUUGCUCAGUAAGCUAGAAGUGCCCAGCCUUUGCUGCAUUCAGAGUUUUAGGUACGUAACUCAGUGCAGAUUCCAAGCAUCACCUUGUAGCAGCGUGUUGGUGUCGUUCAGGUGAAACAACGAUGGCAGUCCUGCUAGCAGAUGUUUGUGUUGUUCUCGUUUGUUGGUUAGCCUGCCAGGUCAGACCUUUGUCUCGUGAUGUGAAUCUAGCUUUUAAAUGAUAGACAGUGUAACAGAAAGCAAACUCCACGUCGCGUUGUCUGUCUUCACGUUUUCCAGCAGCCAGGCUGUACGUGCCUCCCUUACACGUACUGCUCACCUGCAGAAGCUUUUUCACACUUGACACAUUGCACUUCUGUGUGUUUGCUUCGUGCGUUUCAGAUUUCAAUUCGGCAGAGUUUUAUAAGUGAAUUUAUUUUUAUAUGAAUUACUCUCAACAAAUACAAGGAAGAUCAAGCAUUUUAAAACUCCAGUUAUGUUAUUUGCUGCUUGUUACGCGGAGACCUCUUGGAUGUGAAUUUCGUCCUCCUUUUCCCUCUCUGUGCAGUUCUGGCAUAACUGACUUGGUGCAGAUGCCCAGAUGGGGUGAGGAGGACAGACAAGCUGUCUUGACCCCAAAUCUUAUUUCUGAAGCAGGUCACGGCACUCCCUGCACCCUCUGGUGGAUGCAUUCUUUGGGCUGGCAUAGUAGCUGUGCACUCUUGAUCUGAGAGUAGCCGUCAUCUGUGGGUCCUCUUGGAAUGAACAGAGAUUUCUGUGCAGUUUUCCUUCCCUGAGUGUGAAGAACUUGGGAUGGUUACAUGCAUUUCAGGCUGGAGGCGUUUCUGCCUUUCACUGAUUUUUUCAUCCUCUCUUACUGCUGAUUCUGCAGCUUGAUUUCUCCCUCCUUUCCCUUGCUGCCCCUUUUCCCCCAACUGGUGAAUAAUCAAAUAGUUUGAAGCCUUUUUCUAAAACAACAUUGAUGAAGGUACACAUGUAGAAAAGUGCAGUGUGCUGUAAACCCAGAAGCUAUCUUUCUGGCAGCAUUCCUGAAGUUCCAAGUAUUUCCUAUCCAAAAAGAGGAAGAAGAGGUUCGGGGGGAACGGCCGAACACCUCCAACCUUCCUGUUGGUAUUAUUUGCUUACCUCCCAUGUGUUUUGUCAGAACAGCACUAUCUCAGGUAAACACAAAGCUCCAGAUGUCUCUGCCUCGCAUGCGUUCCUGCUGUCGAAGUUGUAGCUGGGGUUGGCAGUUAUAACCACUGAGUCACUGUGCAGCUCAGGCCAGCAGUAACCAAACACGUUUUACCCUUUUGCAGUUGUGUUUUGAGCCGUGCAAAGGAGACGGCAGUGCAAAAGAGCACUGGGCAGGACCUCUUCCAUUGCAUUCCUUGUGCUCUCUGUUAUUUUCCUGGCAGUGACCUUCUGCUUGAAUUCAGCUGUUGGUGCAAGCUGUCGUGUGCUUAGCAGUCUGAAAGUUGAUACUGAUUGCACCCUGGUGACAAAAAUAUCUCAUUCCCAUUGCAGGCAGGAGCACCGUUACGGACAAACUGAUGCCAGUACUGCAGCAUUUCUUUGGUUUCAGAGCAGCUCACCUGUAAAAGACUGUGCUUGAGAAAUGGACAGGCAUUAAUGAGUUGCUAUGGAUUAGUCUUCUGGAGUUUGUACUGAAAUAAUAACACUAUAGGAACAAAAAUACUCCAGUACUGAAAUAGGUUGUGAAAUCUCUGUCCUUGGAGAGGCUCAGCCUUGGCUAGGUGUGGGGUUGGGCAUCUCCAAAGAGCCCUCUCAGAGCACAGGGUUCUGUGACAAUCCCCAUAUUAACAAAGAUAAAAUAUAAAGCUGUCUUUUCUCAUGUUCUGAAUGUAAUACAGUAUUGCUUAUUUUUAGAAAUUUCUGCUCCAGUGGCUCAAUAUGGAACAUCUACCCUGCAUCUUGUACCACCUGGGAAAUAGAGUUGAGUCAGUGCUUAGGAGGAAAUAUCUUAAUGUGAAACGUUGGAAGCAGGUGAAUUUGUCUCUGCCUUACGUGAUUUUGGCAUUUCAGAUAGCUGUAUGCAACGUUAACACUUCUCAUCUGUAUGCACUGAUGUAAGGUCACUUCUGUAUAUUAGAACUCCUUCUUUGGACUUGGUUCAAGUUAGAGUGUUCCAACUAUAAAAUUUGGAUUGCUGAGUUGCAGUCGUUGAUCUUCCAUGUUGCAGAAGUUUUGGUCAAUUUCCUCACGUUUAGGUCUGUCACAAGGAUUUGAAAUAACUGUGGAGGUUUUUCAGUGCCCAGGUAGCCUUAUGAAAAGAUGGAAGUUCCUUGUUAAGAUGCUUUUGAAGCUUUAUCAGAAGUCACGUGUGCUUGUGCAAAGAGACUUUGUAUUGAAAGCAGACUGGGAUACGGAGUGCUUUGCACACAGCUGCCAACACUAUUUCCUUACUGCAGCAAUAAAUGGUCGUGUGCAUCUCUCCUAAAAACCCCAGUCUUUUUCAUACCAGUGUGCUGGAGACUUCUUGUGCUGGAAGAGCAGGUGUGAGUGGGGCCAUCUUGGUGUCACCCCAUAAGAAUUUAUGGUGGCACAGAUAUAUUUUACAUAGAAAAAAGGAAUGUAAAAAAGUUCUGUUAGUCACACUUGAUACCAGUGAAAUAAAUUAACUUUUCCUAUUUGUUUUAAUACUUUUCUCUUUCAGUAACCUCUUUGUGUGUGUGUGUGUGUGUGUGUGUGUGUUUGUCUGUCCUGACCCGUGUGCUUUCUCAAUUUCUAAUACAGAACAAUACAUUUUUUUACCUUUAUAUUACAUUUGGCAAUGGGCUUCUUGUUGCACUCUUGCAGUCUUUUCUAAGGAAAACUUUAAGUAGGAGGCAAUUGCACUGAUUGUUUUUAAUCUCUCUUUUUACUGUAAGACGUUUUUGGCAUCUGCUGUAGCUGUUUAAAAAUACUGUAAAUAGUGCUCUGUAUAGCAGAUAUUGAAACGCUGUGGAUCUCAGUCCUUGUACUUCCAUUGUAGGAAUACUCUCAUAUUCUACAGUAUUGAGAUAAGAGCUUUGGUUUUUCAGUGUUGUUGUACUUGGUUUGCAUUCUGGUAUGAAUCCAAGGGCACAGUUGCUUUCUCACGUGUUUCCUGGCUUCUUUCAGCAUUUGAUUCCUGCCUUGUGUUGAGAAGAACCAACCUCUGUGGCAGAAUUAGUAGAAUCGUGGGGCAUUGGGAUGGAAGUUACUAUGCUGGGAUGCAGAACAGCAAGUUUUGUCCCCAGUGACUGGAAAGGUGCAUCCCCCCAAAGAUGCCCUCAGUCUGAUGGAGGUGGGGUUUGCAGUGUGCGCGUGGUGUGGUGCGCAAUCAGUUUUAUGCUUCAGUUGCUUUUCUUGUGUUGUUUUUUUUGCUUGAAGUGUUAAUAUGAAUGUAAUGGCUUGGCCAAAUCACUACAAAAGGUGUUUUUAUAGGACUCUUAGUUAGCAAGCAGAUGCAGUUCAAGGCUACCUCCUGUGUUCCUCUGCAGAUAGAUUAAUUUGUGAAGUGAACCUACUACUACAGCAGCCAAAAUGCUCCCAGAUCAACCGUAUUCUUGUUAUGUAUUCUGCUUUGUUCCUUGCUGGAGAGCUGCUGGUGCCAUACUGUGAUCUUGGAUGUCUUCCUGAGGUGUCCAUGCCAAAGUGGUUGUUGAAGUCUCAGAACUAGCAAGAUAGAUCUCAUCCAGCACGCCUGCUUCCAUGCAGUCCCUUUACCUUCUGCCCAUUCUCUUGCUGAGUUGAUAUACUGUUGUUUCCAGAUGAGAAGCGUUUUCAUAGUUUAGCCAUUGGCUGAAAAAUACUAUCAUGUUUUCAUUGCAAAUGACAUGAAGGUGCUUGAAAAUAUAUUUUGAAUCUGAGGUAAAAAAAAAAAUAUAUAUAUAUAUAUAUAUAUGAGUAUUUUUUUAACACUUUUUGGAUAAGUCGAUGUGAGACUGUAACGUUGAGAAUUAUUCCCUGCUCAGACCACAUUUGAUAAACUUUGAAGUGGAGAGAAAAAGAUUUGGAGUAUUGUUUGUAUUGUGACUGCUUGGUGUGUCAGUUUGGUGCAGAGCCUCGGCUGUAACUCAGUCCUGAAGUAAGCGCACGCCAACUAAAGGUGCUUUACAUAACCUGAAUAGAAACUGUAGAAAACUGUGUUAAUGCAUCACUGUUUAUGAUGCAUCCAAACAAGCUUCCUCGUUUUGUAAUUAGCCACUCUGCUGACAGAAAUGUUUCCUGGUUGUGCUCAGUGUGCUGGUGUGCUUUCAUAGCGCUCUUCUAGCUUACGGGCUUUGUGCUCUGGAAGUGAGCAUUUCAGAAAGAAGUUAGCCCAGGAUUGCUUGCUGUCUUCAAUGUCUUCAUCUUUAGCCACCGAUGUGAAUGAUGCUUAUUUCUGGCAGGGAUGAUUGCUGAUGUUCUGGUUUGUGGAAGAAUUCUUAUUGAGCAGUGGUGAGUGACUGAAUAAAUAAGUUCAUAUAAUAACUAAAGGGAUGAUGUCCGAAACACUCUUUCCCAUUUGCUGUUAUAACUUAACAAGGCUCCCUGCAAAAGCAUGAAGUGUUUUGCUCUAGGGGAAAUGGCUCCUUUCAGAAAAUACUUUGCUGUGUCUUGCUGUUAGGAAUCCACAGACACUGUUGGCACUGCUGUGGCUUUGAAGAGGUUUCAGGGCACUGAACUUCUCUGUGAGAAAAACCUUACACAACAAGGAGAGGAACAUUGUGUGCUUCAUAGGAAGGUCUGCAAACCUGAAAGAGCAUCAGGAGGAGCCCAGCACUGGAUGUCUAAUAUUGAGAAAUGCCAUCUGUGCCAUGCAGCUACCCCAUCCUUUGUGGAAAUAAGGCAAAGUGAAACACUAUGCACAACCCUGACCCCAGAAAGGCAGUGUUGGUGGGUAGGCUCCUGGAAGCUAGGCUCUGCUUUUAGCCCUUGGUAUUGCAGAGGAUUUAGGAUUUGGUUGGAGUGAAGACAGGGACAUGUGCUGAAUUUGUAGGUGAGAGGUUGGUGGGAGCUGCUCUUGGAGUUUUGCACUUGGCAGCGCUAGAAAUGUGAAUGGCUGCUGCUCUUUUCCUUCUUUUUAAACAUCUUCAGAAGAAGAACUGUUUACAAUUUGUCCCUGUACUGCCUCAACAGAUGCAUCUUAAACUACCUGUGGCAGCUCUCCAGCCAAUCAGCCUACCCAGCGUUCUGAAGAGCCUCCAGUUGGCAUCAGAAGGCUGUGUUAAAGGGUGUGUUUGUUUGUAAAUAGUGGCUUUGUGUGCACAGAUUGCCUCCCCCAGCCUUUUGGAUGUGCUGUUCUCAACUGAAAUACCAGCUGGAAUAGCUGCUAUCUCAGCAGCAGUUACAGAUAUGACUUAACCUCAGAGUAAAUUUAUGAAUUGGCCCUAAAGCAUAAAUUUAAACAUAUAAGAUCCUGAAAAAUGAGUUGAGACAUUUCUGCCCAUUUUGGUUUUGAGUGUGCUUGGCAAACAUGAGCAGUGGGAAGGUCAGCAAUCGAGCUCGGGAAUUUCUGGUCCCCUCUCUGGUUCCUUGGUUAGAUUUCUCAUCAGAAAAAUGCUUGUGAUGUGGAUUCUGUUCUUUCUUUAUCAGCUUUUCCUGUUCCCGCAUAUACAGACAGGAAGCUUCGUUCUUAUCAGGGUAUGUAAAGCUGUGUGGUUGUGCUUGUCAUGCACACAGCUCAAAGCAGAUGUGGUCCAUGCUGUAUGGGCACGGGCACCUGGCAGCGGAUGGGAUCGAGCCCAUCAGACGUGGACACAACAGGCAGAGAAGCGUGUGUCCACGUUUCACUAAUAUUAAUUCUGCAUCAUCUGGAAGUGGUCAGAACCCACUGUUACUGUGCUAUAAAAAAGAGGUAAUGCUGACCCUGGUUCUUUUGUUCCUCAUUUUCUCAUUAGACAUGUAAGGCUGAACCUUAAAUUUCUCAUCUCGUUUACAAGUGACAAUGCUGUCAUUUUAUCUUAAAUACCAUGUCUCCAAUUGCCUGCCUGACUUGAAUCUUUAAUUGAUCUUAAAUUACCUCUCAGUGUUUAAUCCCCAGAAUGCCUCUAAAUUAAAUGAAGAUUGUUGUAUGUGCCCAUUUUUUAUUACCUAGUGUUUAACAGCAGAAAUAGUUUGUGUUUUCUUGAUUAUAUGGAGGGAAGGGUGAGAUAAUGUGUGAAUUUGCUCAUGGAAGAAGAUGGACUUGAGGAGUAAUUACUGGUAGACUGUCUGGGAAAGCAGCACAUCAUAUGGGGGAAGCAGAAGCAAAACA